Messenger RNA from Clunio marinus, 838 nucleotides. Lineage: Eukaryota; Metazoa; Arthropoda; Insecta; Diptera; Chironomidae. The record is from the annotation of a GenBank genome assembly.
AGUUAAUGUAAAAAUGUCGAUGAUGAAACUCAUCGCUUUGAUUUAUUUUUUCCUUCUGUGCUUCGAAGUAAGUUUAACAAUUUUCCGAGCUCCAUCAGAUUCAGAAAACGAGAGUAAUUCUUAUCGAAUUUACAAUGGAUUGAGAUCAAUGCAAUUUUCGUAUACAGUGAAGAUAUUUAGCCGUGAGGAUCAGAAAACAUUGUCGGGGUUUUCAUGUAGUGGCAGUAUCAUUCACCCAUUGUGGAUAAUAACAGCUGCUCAUUGUGUUUAUGACUUCAAAGUCUUUGAUGUUUUCAUUGGCAAUGUUACUAAUGAUGUAAAUCAUGUUGUGAGACCUGCCAAGACUUUCAUUCAUCCUAAUUACACUUUCGAAACGGAACUAUUGAACGACCUUGCACUUUUGAAGCUCAAAAGAUCUCUGGAAACACUUAAUAACACUUUUGAACUUGUCUCAUUGCCGCAAGCUUCUGAAGUAGAAAAAAGUUUCGUUGGUCUGCAAGGAAUUGUGGCAGGAUAUGGCAGACAUGGAGAUUGACCGACAGCAAUGUCACCAAAUUGGGCACGUUAUGAAAUCUUAUCACUUAAAAGAUGUCAAAACUUCUUCACAAGAGAUUACUCGGAAAUUUCUGAUAGAAUUCUUUGUGGUCGAGGCAUUAGAGCUUCAACAUGUCAAGGUGAUUCAGGUCAAGCUCUUGUGAUUUAUCGCAAAGGUAAAAAGAAACUCGUUGGACUUGUCAGUAACGGAUAUGAAUCUUGUGAAAUUAUGGGAGAACCAGAAAUAUUUACAAGAGUUGACGCUUAUUUGGAUUUCAUCCAACAGACAAUAAAAGAUAAUUAA